Bacillus rossius redtenbacheri is the source of this 1792-nucleotide messenger RNA. RefSeq names its product ionotropic receptor 25a-like. Lineage: Eukaryota; Metazoa; Arthropoda; Insecta; Phasmatodea; Bacillidae. Bases 1 to 1521 code for a protein of 506 amino acids. The transcript has 10 exons. The record is from RefSeq and is a predicted model, not a curated record. Gene Ontology annotation, molecular function: glutamate receptor activity; transmitter-gated monoatomic ion channel activity involved in regulation of postsynaptic membrane potential. Gene Ontology annotation, cellular component: postsynaptic density membrane; plasma membrane. Gene Ontology annotation, biological process: modulation of chemical synaptic transmission; monoatomic ion transport; synaptic transmission, glutamatergic.
AUGUUCUUCCACCACAUAGUGCUGUUCCUGGCAAGACUAGCCUCUUUCCUCAACGACAACGGCGUCGAGAGUGUGGCGUGGUCGUACAGGCGGCCUGACGAGGAAGGCCGGCCCCAGUGGGAGGGCUACUGUGUAGAUCUGCUGGAACAGCUGGCGGCCAGCAUGAGCUUCCACUACGAGCUGGUGGUGGCCGAGGGUGGUCCCGGAGCCAGGCGGCCCGAUGGAACCUGGGACGGCGUGCUGGGUGACCUCGUCGAUGGGAAAACGGACAUCAUUAUUGCACCAUUGAGUGUUACCUCUGAGAGGGAAGACGUUAUCGACUUCGUAACGCCCUAUUUCGAAAAGUCUGGAAUUUCUAUAGUGAUCAGGAAGCCAGCACGCAAGACAUCGCUGUUCAAGUUCAUGACGGUUCUGAAACUGGAAGUGUGGCUGAGCAUCUUGGCCUCCUUGGCGAUAACUUCUCUAAUGUUAUGGCUGCUAGACCGGUGCUCUCCCUACAGUUACCGCAACAACAAAGCCAGGCUCCCUCGCCCAUGCAGGGACUUCACUCUGACCGAGAGUCUUUGGUUUGCCAUGACAUCCAUCACGCCUCAAGGGGGCGGCGAGGCGCCCAGGGCCUUGUCUGGCAGGACGCUUGUUGCGGCGUACUGGCUGUUCGUGGUGCUCGUGCUGGCGACAUUCACAGCCAACCUGGCAGCCUUUCUCACUGUCGAGCGCAUGGAGUCGCCUGUGUCGUCCUUGGAGCAGCUCGGGCGCCAGUCGAGAAUAAGCUACACCGUCGUGAACAACUCCGACACGCACGAGUACUUCAGGAACAUGAAGAAUGCUGAAUAUAUCCUGCAUAAUGUAUGGAAGGAGAUGGCACUGAAUGCUUCAAGCAACCCGUCACAGUACCGUGUUUGGGACUACCCUAUUAAGGAGCAGUAUGAGAACAUUCUCCUAGCGAUCACAGAAACUGGUCCUGUGGAGAAUGAAACUGUAGGUUUCCAAAAGGUGCUUGAUGACGAAGAAAGCGAAUUCGCUUUCAUCCACGACUCGGCGCGCAUCCGACACGAGGUUACCUUGAACUGCCUCCUCGCCGAGGUGGGGGACGUGUUCGCGGAGCGAGAGCUGGCCAUCGCGGUGCAGCAGGGCAGCCACCUGUACGCCGAGAUCAGCGGCAGGAUACUGGAGUUGCAAAAAAACCUUUAUUUCGAAGGCUUGACAGAGAAGUAUUGGAAUUCAACCAAGAAACGAUCUUGUUCCAAUAAUAAUCAAAGUGAAGGAAUCACUCUUGAAUCACUUGGUGGCAUAUUCAUCGCUAUGGUGUUUGGACUAGUGCUUGCAAUGAUUACACUAAGUGGGGAGAUCUUCUAUUAUCAAAAAAGACACAACAGUGAAGUAACAACACUCAAAACAAACUUCCGUGACAAUUCAACAAGUAAAAAUGACAUUCUAAAAAUGGAAUUUCCGACCAAAACAAUUCACGGCAACCAACAAGCAUUCCACAUUUCAGUGUUUCCUAAGAAUCAUUUUUACUGAGGUUACCUAUCAGCAGCAGUUGCUGUGUGACGUAGGGUUGCUACUCCCUUUUCUUUCUCACCUAUUUAACAAAAUUAUUUGUUAUUUUAACAGCUCCAGUUUAAUUAUGUUAAUACCUUAUUUGGUUAUUUAAUUUAUAUAAGUUCAAUUUAUAUAAUCAAUAUACCCGUGGUCUACUGGUAUACUACAAGUCAAAAUAUUGUCUGUAUUUAAAAUUAUUUUUUUUAUUAGGUACCUAAAAAUUAUAGAAAUAAAAAACACACAAGUUCAA